Molecule: messenger RNA, 1008 nt
Organism: Meloidogyne enterolobii
Lineage: Eukaryota; Metazoa; Nematoda; Chromadorea; Rhabditida; Meloidogynidae
Source: the annotation of a GenBank genome assembly
UUUCCCGUUGUUGUAGAGAACGCAGCAAGAAUGAAUAAAGAUUUUCAAGAUAGGCUUUUUAAUGGAUUUGGUAAUGGACAAAGUAGUGGUGGUGGGGGUAGUGGAAUAAAUGGAGGAGGAAUUAAAAGUUCUUCAAAAUUGACAACAAAUAUUGGAAGUGAAUAUGGAAAAGAAUUUGGUGGAGAAGGAGGAGGGGGGAGUGAUGGUGGUGGAAUUAUUGAAGGAAAUUCAUUAAAUGGAAGAAAUAUAAAUACAGAAUUGCCCUAUUCUCCUUCACAUUUUACAUUAAUUCCAGAUUUAUUUCCAACAACAAACAAUAGAAUAGCUAAAUUAUUACCUGGCUACAAUAACAAUAAUAUUAAUUCUUUGUAUAAAGGAAAUUUAGAAGAAACAAAUAAUAAUUUUAAUAAAAAUAAUAUUAGAGGAAAUAGAAUUUCAACAGGAAAGAAAUUUAUUGGUGUUGGAUCAAUUGAAGAAAUUCCUUUAUCUCCUCCUCCUUCAUUGAAUAUUAAAAAUAAUUUAAAAGAAAAUAUUUUAUUGCCAGGUGAAAGUAAUGGACAGGAAGAAGAAAUUGAAACAACAACAAAAAUUAAAAUAAUUAAAAAAGAAAAAAUUGAAACAAAUUUUAAUAUUGAUGAAGAAAAUAAAGAAAAAUUAAAAAAAGAAAAGGAAGAGAUUGAAAAAUUGUUAUUAGAACCGUUGAUUCCAUCAAAUCCAUCCAGUCAAAAUUUAAAUAUGACAAUAAUUGAAAAUUCUGAUUUAUCUGAAAUGGUUCCAGAACUUGGAAAAUUGCUUGGACAUUUAAAAAUGGGAAAUUUAACAAAAUUAGAAUUUGAAGAAUUGGAAAAACAAUUGAAAAAAGAAGAAAAUAAUAAUGAAGGAAAAGAAAAUACAUCUCCUCUUCCUUCUUCUCAUUCCCCUCAUCAAAAUGAAAAAGAAAUUGGGGAUGAUAUAAUAAAUAACAGAAAAGGUAAAAUUAAAUAUUUAGAUAAUCUAUCUAAUGACUAG